CUUUCCCUUCCUUGGAAAUUGCACAGCGCGCUAGUCUGCCAAAGAAAGUGAUCGGCGCCGCAUCCAGCGCGACUACUGCGGCGAGUUUCCGCACAGGAUCUGGUCGCGGAGUGUUUAAAACCCCGGCGGAAGAGGAGAAGAAGCAGCAGCGAGCCGUGUGCGUGCGCCGUGCGACCCUCAGUACUGACGUUAUCUGCUUUCCGGAGGAUCUAUGAAGGAGCACGCAGCUUUUUCAAGGUGCACACCAGACUGAGGGAACACAGAGUGAAUCCCCGUUCCGGGCAUCAGUUCCUCUGCGGUGGCCCGUUAUGACAGCUGGGACAUGGACCACCUGGACCACUACCAGCACUACUUCUACGAUGACCACCACGACCCGGAUGAGGACUUCUUCAAGUCCACGGCUCCCAGCGAAGACAUCUGGAAAAAGUUUGAGCUCGUACCCACCCCGCCCAUGUCCCCUAUCCGGGUAGUGGAGGACUUGGGCAGGUUCGGGCUGGUGUGUCCCACACUUGGGGACAAGCUGGAGUGGGUGUCACAGUUUUUGGGGCAGGAGGACGAACAGCAGCAACAGCAACAACAACAGGACCUCCCUUGCAAAGUGUCCCCAACCACUGACUCAAUAGGGAACCUGAGCUCCAUCAUUAUCCAGGACUGCAUGUGGAGCGGGUUUUCGGCCGGACGGCAGCUCGAGAGGGUGGUGGGGGAGCGCUGCCCCCCCUGCCAGGCUAAGGGACCCCCCGCCGCCACCACCAAAGUGGUCACUGGAACGUCACCGGGGAGGGCGCAAGGUGCACCCGGCGACGCGCUGCCUCUCGGCUGUUUGGUGGCGGAUUGCGUGGACCCGGCCGCCGUGCUCACCUUCCCCUCGGGCGGAGCCUGCAAGAAGCAAAUCUCCUCUGGGUCAGAGUCCCGCACCAACUCAUCAGAUGAUGAGGAUGACCAAGACGAGGACGAAGAAGAGAUCGACGUGGUGACGGUGGAGCACAAGCAACAUCGCAAAUCCCGCCGCCUGGUCAACUACCGCAAACCUGCGACCAUAACUGUGCGAGCGGACCCCCUGGACCCCUGCAUGAAGCGGUUCCACAUCUCCAUCCAUCAGCAGCAGCACAACUACGCAGCCCCGUCGCCCGACACGCUUCUGCCGUCAAAGGAACCGGCGCCGUCCCGCAAGAGAGUCCGCCAGGAGACCUCUGCCGUGGCGCUCCACCAGCUGGGUCAACACUCUCAGUACCACCAACCCCGCCUUGGCUACACCCCCUCCAACAUCGACAGCAGACGGUCUCACGCCACCGCGGCCGGGGCCCGUUCUGAGUCACCUGACCUGGGCGACUCGUCCCCCACCUCCCCCGCUUCACCGUCGUCACCCCCCAGCUCCUCCUCGUCGUCGUCCUCGCCGCCCCGCUCCCGCUCCCCGCCGCACCUCUCCAGCCCCCAGUCCUCUGAUUGCGAGGACACAGACCGGCGCAAGGCCCACAACUUCCUGGAGCGCAAGCGGCGCAACGACUUGCGCUCGCGCUUCUUGUCGCUGCGGGACGAGAUCCCCGGCUUGGCCAACUGCGCCAAGACGCCGAAGGUGGCCAUCUUGACGCGGGCCACCGAGUACCUGCGGCAGCUGCACGCCGGCGACCGGCAGAAGGCUCACGAGAAGAAGCAGCUGAAGGCCAAGCAGGCCCAGCUGCUGCAAAGGCUGGCGCAGCUCAAGCAAUCUUGAACGCUGGCAGAACUGAAAACUAUGAAGGAGAACGGACGCUUGUUUAGAAGCGUUGGAGCUGUGUGGGUGGAUUAUUAUUAUUUUUUUUUUUUUUCCCCAUUUAACUUUUUUUUUUGUGUUGUUAUGUUUUGAUUGUGAUUUGCACAUUUAGCUUCUGAAUGCUAGACAAAGGUUUAGUUAGCCAGUGAGGACAGCAAAUGUAGGGCUGGGUCCUUGGUUAUCUCAUUACACUGCUCACGAAAAAGUUAGGGAUAUCAGGCGUUUGGGUGAAAUUUUAGGAUGCGCUUUAACAUUUAGAGGUGAAUUUGAACUUUUCUAAACCUUUUGCAGGCCUGUGUCCAACUCCUUUAAUUUAUUCAGUAAUUGUUCUCUUACAAGGAGCCGAUUUGGCUCCGUGAAUCAACCAGUACAUUUCCAAGAAUGUCCAUGUGAUCCUUUCUGUGACUCCUCCAGUCUCUUGCACUCUCUUUUGCAACCAACAAUAAAAUAGCUGAACGGCAUCCAUAAACUAAUACAUUUCCUGGUGUGUUUAAAAUUCCUAAAGGCACCUAAAUUGAGCAAGAGUACCAAUAUUAGGCUUCAGACUGAUUCUCAAGAGGGAAGUGGAGACUCGAGGAGUCACAGAAAGGCGGAAUGGUCCAUCUUUUGACAUUUUCAUGGAAUAAACAACGAUUGUGAAAGUGCCAUUCAGCCCCGUGUUAUUAAAGAUGAGCUGUGCAAAAAAAAAAAAAAGUGCUGAAACGUCGAAUGAAGAGCAAACUAGCUUUUUAUGUGCCUCCUGAAAUUUCAACCAAAAACCUAACAUUGCUUUUAUCCCAUGCGAAUGAAUCAGACAUUGAAGUGGUGCAUGGGUUGCGGGGGCUCCGUGUGAUUACUGUUCUGGACAGAGGGAUGGACCCCUCAAACAUUUCUGCGCUACUUUGUGCCAUUCUCCAUAGCCCUCAAACACUUUUUUUUGUUUGUUUUUCAUCACUCCCGAAAAAUGCCUCUCAGGCUGUAACCAUUUGCAGCUCAAGUGCAACUUAUUUCAACUGUUUUGUAGCAUUAAGAAUUUGCUUGAUUUUUAUUUUGAACCCCCAAACUAGAAUCUGUACAAAUGUAGAAGUAUUGUGCCAUGGAAAAAAAGCCAAAUGGUGAAUGUUGGCUUCAGUAUAGCAACCCAAAAAAAUCCCCAGCGAAUAUUGGCUUCAAUUUCAUUUUUCAUUGUCAACUAUUUUGGGAAAUGAGCCCUUUGUAAAUCAUCAUUAUCUUUCUGUCUUAUUUUAUUUGUAAAUGUGUAUUAUCAUCAACCACGGACGCCUCUAGAAGGUUUUCAGUGUUUCCAGGCGAUCCCGUUAUGUGUACAUAGUACCCAAUUUCCGCGCAGUCCCUUCAGAACCAAAACCAGAGUUUUGUACAUUACUCGCACCUUGGCCCCAAUCAAUUUGUCUUAAAGCUUACUAAUGUUUUUUUUUUUUUUCCAGAGAUGACUCAAAUGCUAUUUUUGUUAAUAAAACUAAAUAAAACACUUGAGUUGGACUCGGAUCGCAUGGGACACUUUGUCACACAACAAUGCCUCUUUGUUUGUGUUUUCUGUGUCAUGGACAAAAAAAAAAAAAGAAAAAACUCAUUUAAAGUUUGAUACUAUAUUUUCCUACAGAGCUGUGUUCAGUGUGAACUUUUUUUUUUUUUUUUUUUUUUUUUUGUGGCUGACAGGGGCCUUUCUGGUGGUUGUGCGCAUAAUGCAGAUUCGUCGUAUUUGUGUGAUUAAAAUCCCCCGGACCUGGCGAGCACUGUCUUGGUGGGGAAGGGAAGCCUUUUUAUGAUUGUAUUGUUGCUUUUUUUUUUUGCAUGCUCUGUACUCCCCCCAGUCCGGAAGCGACCCAUCUUAGAAUAUCUCAGAGCAGCAUGUCCUGUCUUUGCCAGCACUCAGGAAUAAUAGCUUUGGCGCUUAUAUCCGCUGUAUGUUGCAACCUCAGGAGCCCGCCCCCAGAAUCAUUGAUUCACCAUUUUUUUUUUCCCACAUCCUUCUGCUCAUCAAUUUAAUAUGGACCCCCCCCUCCCCAAGUUACCCUCUGUUUUUGUUUCUCCAAAAGUCUCAUCAUUUAUUUAAAUGUUCAAUUUGUAUCUGUUGCCAGAUGUGGUCGUUGCUAAUACAUUUGCAGUUGAUUUUGGAGCCUUGUUUCAGCACUUUUAUUUCUGUACCUCAUAAGCCUAUAUGUAUAAAGACUUUCAGAAAAUCAAUAAAUUUAAUUGACAUCAUA
Messenger RNA from Syngnathoides biaculeatus (alligator pipefish), 3954 nucleotides. It is a transcript of the gene myclb, whose product is annotated as MYCL proto-oncogene, bHLH transcription factor b. The coding region runs from base 323 to 1711 and encodes 462 amino acids. The transcript has 3 exons. The record is from RefSeq and is a predicted model, not a curated record. NCBI's taxonomy places the organism in Eukaryota, Metazoa, Chordata, Actinopteri, Syngnathiformes, Syngnathidae. Gene Ontology annotation, molecular function: RNA polymerase II cis-regulatory region sequence-specific DNA binding; protein dimerization activity; DNA-binding transcription factor activity, RNA polymerase II-specific. Gene Ontology annotation, biological process: regulation of transcription by RNA polymerase II.